GGCGGGCAUGCGCGAGCGCCCCACUAACAUGGCGGCGGCGGCGUGAAUCCCGGCGGCGGGGGCUGCGCGCUACUUGACAGACCCACGAGCCGCUGGUGGCGCGCGAGGAAGCGGGCGGCUCCUCCACCCCCCCCCCUCCGGUCCCCAGCCCGGAAACUGUUGUGCUGAAAGGAAGAAUUAACUGGUUUUUCAACUUCAGGCUUUUUAUUGUGAGAAGGAAGAUCACAUAAGUGUUACCAUGGGGAGAACAGCAGCUAAAGAUUCAAAGAAUGUUAAAAAGGAGAAACAUGGGAAGAGUCAGCAGUCAAACAACGUGUCUUUAAAAAAUGAACACUUUAAGUGGGAUAAUUACUUGAAAGAGACUGGAUCGCUAGCUGCUCCUCCACAUUGUUUCAGACAGUCUAGGAUCCCACCUAGCAAUGAUUUCAAAGUUGGUAUGAAACUGGAAGCCCACGACCCACGCAAUGUUACCUCAGUGUGUAUAGCUACAGUAAUUGGAAUCACUGGUGCCAGAUUAAGGUUACGGCUUGAUGGAAGUGACAACAAAAAUGACUUUUGGAGGCUUGUGGAUUCUUGUGACAUACAGCCAAUUGGGACCUGUGAAAAGAAAGGGGGGAUGCUCCAGCCGCCACUCGGUUUCCAGAUGAAUGCAUCAUCUUGGCCAAUGUUUCUGUUAAGAACACUAAAUGGAGCUGAAAUGGCACCUGCAGCAUUCUUUAAGAAGGAACCACCAAAACCUGCUCCAAACUAUUUUAAAGUUGGAAUGAAACUUGAAGCAGUAGACAAAAAGAACCCUUAUUUAAUUUGCCCAGCGACCAUCGGAGAUGUUAGAGGAGAUGAAGUUUUCGUUACAUUUGAUGGCUGGAGGGGAGCAUUUGACUAUUGGUGCAAAUAUGAUUCUCGAGAUAUCUUCCCAGUCGGAUGGUGUGGCUUGACAGGAGAUGCACUACAGCCACCAGGCAACUAUGUUUCCAUUAUAAAAAGAGGUGCAAAAGCCCAGUCUUCCCCUUCCAAAGUAACCCGGCGUUCAAUGCAGUCUCCACAGAAGUCUGCUCCAGUGCCACCACAAUGUGGCAGGAAAACAAGUCGGGGCAACCCCCCUGGACAAUCUACAAUUCCUAGGAAGGGAAGAUCUCCUAAAGCCAUUCCUCUGACAAAAAACACCUCUACUGAAAAUCUCAAAACAAGGAAAAAAGGUUUAAAACCUGGAAGAAAGAAAAAAAUCCUGCCAGUGAAAUCUCCUCCUGCACCUUCUUCUCCACUUACUUCUCCUGAGGGGGACAAUGGCAGUACACAGAUACAUAAAGAUGGAAUUGGCAUUGCUGGUGCAACAGCAGCAGUUAUAUCCACAGUUUGCGUCUAUGUUAACAAGCAUGGGAACUCUGGACCUCACCUGGAUAAGAAGAAAGUUCAGCAGCUUCCAGACCACUUUGGGCCAGGUCCUGUAAAUGUGGUACUUCAGCAGGCUGUGCAGGCCUGUGUAGACUGUGCCUAUCUAUCCAAAACAGUCUUUGGAUUCCUCAAGUCAGGGCAUCAUGGAGGGGAGAUGAUAACAGCUGCCUUUGACGGGGAGAAACACGCCAUCAAUCUUCCUUCUGUAAAUAGUGCAUCGUUUGUCCUGCGUUUCUUGGAGAAGCUCUGCCACAGUCUGCAGUGUGAUAAUCUUUUUAGUAGCCAGCCCUUCAGCCCUUAUAUGGGGAGUGCACAUAGUCCUAUGGAAUAUGAUAGGAACAAACCAGGUGCUGUUGAGUCUGGUGCAGGACCACCCAUCAACACCAGAGGGUCAUCAUGGUGCCAAAGGAAUAGUGGUGUCAUCAACCCCGGAGGUGUUUGCAACAGCCAGGGGACCAGAUGGCUCUCUUGGUAUCACCCACUCUUGCGGGCAAAAGAGGAAAUUUCAGAAAACAGAAGUACUAAACGAUAUUCUCAGGAUUCUCCGCCCUACACUGCCCCUCUCUCUCCUAAACUCCCCAGACCUGACGCUCACCCAUCUGAAGCAGAAACAUUGCCAACUGAAGAACAUGGCACUGCCAAAGAACACCGAUUUUCUGAGGACUCUGUGGAUUCUGCGCUCAAUUCAGUAAAUCCUGCAAGCCCAACCUGCCGAAAUUCCACUGAAUAUCGUACCUCAGGGAGUGCAGCAUAUUAUAGAAAUUCCCUUCAGCCAGUGACUGCUGCUUCAAACUCAGCCCCAGUCCUACACAGGCUGUCAUCAAGCUCUGCUGGGAACAGCAGUUACUAUGAAGUCAAUAGGAAUCGAAUGCAGAGGAGGAUUGAAGCUGCAAGUUCUACAACAGGUCCUGAUCUCAGUGCACUAAAAAGGGAACCCUCACGAGUACCAAAUAAGGAUCCUUCUACCUGGUCAAUAGAUGAAGUAAUGCAAUUUGUGAAAGAAGCUGAUCCUCAGGCAUUAGCACCCCAUGCAGAACUCUUCAGGAGACACGAAAUUGAUGGAAAGGCACUACUGUUACUAAGGAGCGAUAUGAUAAUGAAAUAUAUGGGACUGAAGUUGGGGCCAGCAUUAAAGCUAUGCUACCAUAUUGAGAGACUUAAACAAGGAAAGUACUAGCCAGUGGAGACAAUGUAAUGUACGUAUUCAUAUCAGACUUAACUCUCAGGUUCACAUACAUGUUCUUUAUUUAAGAAUAUUUUGUCAUCAUAAACAGUCUUCAGUUUGCAAAAGUUUCCUCUCAAAAUGUGAUAAAAUAUUUACUGCCAAGUGAAAAAGACUGUUACAUUCUGGUAUUCUAACAACUGUUUUAGAAACGUCACACAGAAAGCCAGUUGGUGUUGUGUGUUUUUUAAAAAGCAAUGCUUUCCUGAGUACUAACUUCACACAGAGUGCCGAGAAAUCCAUUCUCUGCUACAGACUUCAGCUGACACAUUCACAUUCAGAACCAAAACAGCUUAAUCCCAAAGGAAAAAAUCUGCAUCAGGUGUUCACUUUUACAGGGGUGGCUGUAAAACUUUACAUUAUAAGAAAAUUUUAAAGAAGCAGCAGUAGACUUCAUCUCUUUAGUGAAUACUCUUUGUCUGGUGCUCCAGAAAAGUAAUAUUCAUCUGAAUUAUGCUAUCCAGAUUUCCAUAAAGGGAAUAGCCAUAUGAAUUGUUUGAUCUGUGUGUUUUUAAUACAAAUAUAAGCUUUUAUAAAGUGUGGUUAUCAGUUCUCUGGUGAAUUAUGAGAACAAAUAUACAGUAUGUUGUCAAUUUAUGCAGGCAAUAUUUCUGUUUCAUGGAGGGGGCAUUUUCUUGGCCAUUUUAAACAGCCAACUGUUCUGGGGUGAAUGGACUUCCAGAUUUCUGUGGAACAAAAGACCCACAUUUUAAACAUUCCGUUCUUUUGCUGAACUUGGCAUGGAUAUUUGUAUUCAUGCUUAUGUGUAUAUAUAUGUGUGUGCGAGUGUGGUACAUACAUAUAUACUGUACAUAUGUAUUCAGUUUUUUAAAAAUGUGUUUAAAAUAUACUUUGCACUGUGACAGAGAUAAUGAGAAACUGUACAAUUCAGUUUUUUUACCAGUAAAUUUUUUGUGUACUUCUAUAUUCAUUAGCACUUGUCCACUUUGCUUUCCAUUCCUGGAGGGUAAGGAACAAUCAAUGGAUGGGUGGAUUCAAACAGGGGAGUGCCCUGUACUAUGCAAAACUCCUGGUUACUUAUUACUUAGCUCUGAGCCGUUUAUUCUGGUAUGGUUUCUGGAAAUAUGCAUUUUGGUUCUGAUGUUUCUUGUUCUUUGACUUCUUUAAAUUAAAUAUUUCACUUGUCAUGAAGAAGUAGUACUCAUACUAAUACUCUUGUUUUGCAUAAAACUUGGUGCUGUUUUUAUAAGCUACAGAAGUGAGUGUUGAUAAUAAAACAGCUUGCGAUCACUGCCAAUAAAAUAUACAUCAGGGACAAGAAUGUACAUUUUCUGUGUAGGAAAUCGAAUGUACUGUAUGUAAUAGUGCAAGUGAGAAUAAAGAACUAUUUACUAGGGAAGAUGUAGUCCUAAAAGGAUAGGUUUUAUUAUAUUUCUUAUUGUCUUUUUAUAUAUGAAAGCUUCUAGUAAAAAAUGUGUAUUUUUUACAAAUUUCUUGUUUGAAAAUGCCUUGCUUAUUGCUAGCUUAAUAUUCCUCAGGUUUUAGCAGAAAUACUGCAAAAUCAUAUUUUGUAGUUCUCAGCUUUCCAAGUAGUCAUUUAAAGAACUACAGCACAAUUUUAAUUGAGAAGUUCAUUUGUCUUUGAGGAUUGUUUUGCUCUGCUAUCACAAAACAUUUAACACUAAGGGUUAUGUGGUUUGGGUUACUUUACAUAUCCUUUGUGCACAUGUGUGUUUAGAUGGACAGUACACACAUGCCUGCUUUAUAUCUAGAAAAGGGCAAAACAAUGAUGGAGAAAUAUCUAGUAUAUUUGUUAUAUAUUGCUUAUGCCACACUUCAUCAAUAUAUUAAGCAUUAUGCUGAAUUUUUAACGUGAAUGAGUAAUAACACUCUCUCAUAAAAUUGUAUUGGAAGUAAUUUGGUCUGAAACUAUAUUAUUGCAUUGUCCAAAUAGUUGGUAUACAUGAAGAUGUUUAUGUUGUCUGUUUUUUACAACAUCCAUAUAGAACAAUGAGGUUUUAGCCUCUUUUUCAUACACUCCAUGGCUGUGGUAGAAAUAUUUGUACAAAGUUUGUGUGCACAUACAUACAUGCACAUGAAAUGCUAGAAUGUCCUAGUACUAGAGUUUUACAUUGUAUUAUAGCAUGAGAUCCAAGCAGUGUAACAGAAUUUAUUUUUAAUUGUUUAUUUUCAACUGGAUGUUCUGAUCUAAAAUAAUUAAAAAAAAUUUGUUCA
This is a messenger RNA of Caretta caretta (loggerhead turtle), 4810 nucleotides long. RefSeq names its product Scm polycomb group protein like 2 (gene SCML2). Gene Ontology annotation, cellular component: nucleus. Lineage: Eukaryota; Metazoa; Chordata; Testudines; Cheloniidae. Gene Ontology annotation, biological process: negative regulation of DNA-templated transcription. The record is from RefSeq and is a predicted model, not a curated record. Gene Ontology annotation, molecular function: histone binding; chromatin binding.